Messenger RNA from Dinoponera quadriceps, 5907 nucleotides. RefSeq names its product homeobox protein prospero. The coding region runs from base 74 to 3628 and encodes 1184 amino acids. The transcript has 5 exons. Gene Ontology annotation, cellular component: nucleus. NCBI's taxonomy places the organism in Eukaryota, Metazoa, Arthropoda, Insecta, Hymenoptera, Formicidae. Gene Ontology annotation, biological process: regulation of transcription by RNA polymerase II. The record is from RefSeq and is a predicted model, not a curated record. Gene Ontology annotation, molecular function: DNA-binding transcription factor activity, RNA polymerase II-specific; RNA polymerase II cis-regulatory region sequence-specific DNA binding.
GGGAGGGGUGACAAGGAGCCCUGGCGGGGAGGGGACGCGGAGGCCUUCGGGGGGCCGACCAACCAGACGGCCGAUGAUGUCAUCGGAGGAGGAGACCGAGUGUUUCGCCCUCUACGGAGCAACCACGGAAAGCAAGCAACAGCAACUCCUGAAGAAGCAGAAGCGCACCAGACAGCGCGUGGACGCCGGAGAGCCGCGCAACAGCUACUCGAGUAUACCGAACUUCAGCUCCCGGCCAUCCUUUCUCGGCGGUGGUCUAUACGGCUCGAUCUUCAGUGGUAGCGGGACGCAACAGCAACCGCAGCAGCAGUCGCAACAACAGCAGCAACAGCCGCCGCACCAUCAAUCGCAGCAACAGCUCCAGCAGCAGGCUGGAGCUACAGGCAGUCAAAGUCAUUUAGGUACAGCUACGACGGGUCCUACAACCCAGCAGCAUUCCGCCCACGCGGCCUUCGGCUUCUUCGGGGCUCCGGGCUUCGGCCCCGCCAAGAUGCUGAACGAGUUAUUAGGGCGGCAGGUCAAACAGGCCAGUGACGCUGGCGGAUCACCGCCCGAGGGUGGCCACGGGAUGACCGGCGCCGGCAUGGAUCCCGCCUCGAAUCUGCAACCGGGCGCUGUAGUUAAUUGCGACGAUCCCGCCACGGCCGACCUCACGCAGCACAUGCUCCGCGACAUGCUUCUGCAAGGGCGCAAGCUCUCCGCCCUCGGCGUACAGGAGCAGCCCAACAAUAAUAACAGUAUACAUAGUAAUAAUAAUAAUAACACCACCGCGGAAUUACUUAAAUCCCAGCAUCAGCAGAGUCCCCAGCAACACCAGCAGAACAGUGAUAGUGCGCGCAGUGGAACAGUGCAGAGUGGCGGGGAGGAAAGUGGUGAUGGCAAUAACGUCGUGAAUAGCGCGAACCACAGUGACCGUGAUACCGUGAUGCCGGGCGAUGCUGAAGACAGCGCUGAGGAUGCCGCGUCCGCGGCACGCGCGAUGGAGGAGGCUUUCGCCGAGGCCGGUAUGGAACCAGGAGCGAAUUUGGACGGAUCGGACUGCGAGCAAAGCUUACCCCCUAGCCCAACGGCCCCGAGGUCGGGCUCCGUUUCUGUUAAGGAAGAGAUACAGGAGUCGUUGAAUAUCAAACGUAGCCCGAGUCACUCCCCCUGUCCAAUCGUGCCAAAGACAGAGACGAACUCUCCGACGACGGAGAUCAAGCGGGCUCGCGUGGAGAACAUCGUCAGCACGAUGCGCAGUAGCCCGGCGCUACAGCCGGCUACGGUUAACGGUUGCAAGAAGCGCAAGCUUUACCAGCCGCAGCAGCAGACGGUGCACCACGUUAUCCAGCAUAGUGUCAACGAUACCAUGAUGGACGACGAGGAUGAGAGCGAGGAGGAGGAGGACCCGGCGACGAUCAGGCAGAAACGGGAGGAGAAGGACAACUUGAAGACCCAGCUGAAGAUGCUGCACGAGCAAUUAGCGGAAAUGCAGCAAAAGUAUAUGGAGCUCUCCAGUAGAAUGGAACCGGACACGAGCGAAAGCGGCGACGCGCCACCCAGUCCUCAACCUCAACCGCAACCGCCACCCAGACCUCCACGACCUCACCCACCGCCGUACAACGGCCUCCCAGCUCUCCCACCCGAUCACCCGCACGCAGCGGCUGCCGCGAUGUAUCACAUGGGGCACAAACUCUACUUCGAACAACAACACGCUGCCCUCGAGAGGAUGAAACAACAUCAGGAAGCGGCCGUGAGGCAACAGCAGCAGCAACAACAGCAGCAGCAGCAGCAGCAACAGCAGCAGCAGCAACAGCAGCAGCAGCAGCAACAGCAGCAGCAACAUCAACGACAGAGUUCGCCGCCACCGCCGAACCAGCCUCAGCAACCGAGCCAGAACAACACUGGACCUUCGACGCCGCAUACACCGCAGAUGCAAUCAGCCACUACGCCUAUACAACACAAAGACUUCCAGGAGAGGUUAAACGUCUUCAGGGGCGCCGCGGCAGCAGCCAGCUCGUCCGGUCCUCACAUCACUGGAGCCGAUUUGGAAGGCUUGGCGGAUAUCCUGAAAACGGAAAUUACUUCUUCCUUAACUAAUCUGAUCGAUAGUAUAGUCGCGAGGUUCGUGCAACAGAGGAGGUUUCUCGGCAAGCAGACCGAGGCAGCGCAGGCUGCCGCCGAGCAGCUCAAUAAGGACCUUCUCCUGGCGAGCCAAAUGCUCGAGAGAAAAUCACCGAGAACGAAAGUAGUCGAUAGAGGAGCGCCGCAACCACCCGGUGGCCCAAACGGGCCACGGGGGCCCCUCAACGGUGGGCCCCCUCCUCCACAACCCCCGGGAUUUUCGCAAAUCGGGUCCAUAGGUGGUGUUCCCCAUGGCCCUCAUGCUGGUCCCACGGAAAAUAACCUUAACCAGAUGAAUCAGCUGCCCUCGCACGGGAGACCAAGCGCUGGAAUAUUUCAGACCCCGAAACCGCCGACGAUAUACGCCAUGGCCUCCAUGCAGGCGCAACAGCAACAGCAGCACCAGCAGCAACAUCAACAGCAGCGCGAGCAGCAGCAAAGGGAGCAACAGCAACGCGACCAAUACUGCAAUAUGAGGGGCGACGAAAGAGAAAACAGGGAUUCGGAACAAAACGAAGCCCUCUCGCUCGUCAUGACGCCAAAGAAAAAGCGUCAUAAGGUGACGGAUACGAGAAUCACUCCCAGGACGGUGUCUAGAAUCCUAGCGCAAGAGGGAAACGGAUCGCAAGGAGGUAGUGAUAGUCCCCCGCCUCCUCCGCCACCGAGACCCUACCACGCGCCACCACCGAUGCUGCCGGUGUCCCUGCCAACCAGCGUAGCGAUACCAAAUCCAAGCCUCCACGAGAGUCAAGUGUUCUCGCCCUAUUCGCCGUUUUUCAAUCCUCACGCGAGUCAUCCUGGUCAAGUACCACCUCCGGGGCCACAUCAUCUACCCGCGAGUCCUCCGGGUGGAGGUGUAGAACUCAGGGAUUCCCCUCCACUGCCCCAUCCGCCGGCUAUGCUGCACCCAGCCUUACUGGCGGCAGCCCAGCACGGCAGUCCGGAUUACGGACAUCUUAGGAUGGACAGCAACGACCGAGCUAGCGACUGCAACUCAGGCGAUAUCAGUUACGAUGGAAUUCAGCCUACAUCGUCGACGCUGACGCCGAUGCAUCUGAGGAAGGCGAAGCUGAUGUUCUUCUGGGUCAGGUACCCGUCUUCGGCCGUCCUUAAGAUGUACUUCCCUGAUAUCAAGUUCAAUAAAAACAACACAGCGCAGCUGGUCAAGUGGUUCUCCAAUUUCCGGGAGUUCUACUACAUCCAGAUGGAGAAAUACGCGAGACAAGCAGUUUCGGAGGGCGUGAAAAACGCCGAAGACCUCCGAGUUGGGGGCGACUCGGAAAUCUACCGGGUUCUCAACCUUCACUACAACCGUAAUAACCACAUUGAGGUAUGGGGUCCCCAGGUACCCAGCAACUUCAGGUACGUUGUGGAGCAAACGCUGAAAGAGUUCUUCAAAGCGAUUCAGGGCGGCAAGGACACCGAGCAGAGUUGGAAGAAGUCCAUCUACAAGGUGAUCUCGAGGUUGGACGACCCGGUGCCGGAGUACUUCAAGAGCCCGAACUUCCUGGAGCAGCUCGAAUGAAUCAGGAGGUCGCGUGGCUCUUGCUCUUCGUGGUGCGCGGGCUCGCCUGCGCUCGUCGGCUCCCGAUAAUCAGGAACGACCAACGAGAAAGGAUCGCAUCCGCCAGGAGGUACACGUCCUUCGCGUAGUGCGCGUUCAGGUACCCUUAAAUAACAUAUCGCAAAAACGAACGUGAGAGAACGAGGGUUAGGAAGGGAGAGGAGACACGGACUAAGCCGAGGAACAGAGGCACCCGAGACGUCCGUGCGCAACGGCGACGUCAAGGUGCCAACGAAGGAUCAGGCUGUGACUAAAUCACGAAUCAAACGAGAGAGAUAGAGAGUGAUGAAGGAGACACACAGACACACACUGUAACACCGCGUGAAUCGACGGCUGACGAAAGCCCGAAAGCCGCGAAGUGUCGAACGCCCAUCGACGUUCCUCUUGUUUCAACCGAACGAGCGUGAGAAGGUGAUCUUGGAACGAGACGAAGAAGCACGACGAAUGCGUGGUCAACGAACGGCGAGGAUAGAUAGCUUCUAAUAUCGAUUUUGUCCGAUCUGUUUGUUACUUAGAGUAAUCAAUUCGUUAUCGCCUAAUUUUACAUCACACGAUAAGGAUAGGAGUUUAAGAACAAUGACACACUACCGGGGUCGCAUUUACACAGAGAAAGAGGGAGAGAGAGAGAGAAACGUCCGGAAUAUUUGCGAGAAUGUCCAAAGAUUGACUUAGUCACUACGAAAUACACACACGGCGGUUCCUCUUCUGGCUUUAACCCGGAAGCGGGACCUUCAUCGUCGUCGUGAGGAACGACGCCGGACGGGCAGCGAUACUUCUCGUCCCGCGCCGUUCUCCGGAGAGAAGCCGUUCGGAUUAGAAAAAAGUGCUCGCACUAUUCCGGAUAAUCCUACUCUAAGCUCUGUGAAAGUCGGCUUCGGUUUUGCAAGGAUCGAUGCUCUCUGAUGGAAAUUCCGAAGGACUUCCUAUCGAUGCAUGAAUACCGGAUUUACGACGAUUCAUACUUCGAUAAGAAGACAUUCUCUGAAACCUUCUCUGAAACUUGUAGCAUGCUUCUUUCUUUCAGAAACAGUUCAAUUUCUCUGAUACUGACACAUCGUCGGUGAAAAGCGCGGGAUACAUCUCGAUUCUUUUCGACCGACGAAUGGAAGAACGUUACUUUCCUCCCUCCCCUCCCCCCGCCCUUUUACACCAUCUCAUACAUUGUACAUAUUUUUGUUUCAACAUAUACAAUCGAUCGACCAAGUUCGAGAUCGACGUGAAAAUGCUUGGCUAAUUAAGUUACAUUGCGCGUAUCACACAGAAUCAGAUAAGGAACGGCGCGAGAGAACGUGAUCGCGCGUUGCUCAUGUCGGUACCAAAGAAUCGAUUUCGACGAGAACCAAAACGCCGGACGGACGAUCGAGAACGACCGAUCUCUCGUAACGAUCUCCGUACGAAGAAUCUCCGUUCCUAUAUCUGCCGAGGAUGAGAUUCCUCCACCCAUUUCGUUUGUCCCGUAUUUCUUUUUUCGCUCGACGAGCAAACACCCAUCGAGCCCGAUAACACUAGUACGUUUGUACGAGCGCGUACGUCGCAUCGAGAGUAUCGGUGCGCACGGGUCAAUAUACAUAAACUGUUUUUUUAUUAAUGGUUGAUUGUAUAAACGAGAUUAGGCUAAUCGCGGUGACGAGAUCAGCAGUAGUACGGGCGACAAAACUGUAGAAUCGGAUGUAGCGUUCGCGAGUACGAAUCGUAUACGACGCCGGCGGCACUUUUCUAACUGUUAGCGUAGCAGACAAAAGAAGAGAUAAAAAUGCUAUAUAAUUGUGUACGCCGGUGCGUAAUUAUAUAAAUAUUAGACUUUCAGAAGCGAAAGAGAGAUUGGCGGAUGUUGGCGCGAUUAAAGUAACGUAAAGAGGACGCGUGACAGAGGGUUGCAAACCGUGCGUCCUUUCCUCCACUUGUAUACCCCGACCAUCCACAUACAGACUUACGAACACGGACACACGCUCGACACGCAUAUAUCGUUAGUCAUUUACACGUAUUACACGUUCCACGCAUGACGUGUGCGCAUUCGCACGAUCAUGCGAAAAAUCGGAGACGGCGCCCCUACAUUUUCUUACUGUGACUUCUUCUCGCUAGAAAUCUUUGUAGAUAUAUUAUGAGACGAUAUAAAAGUAUUAGGGAUAAAUUUUUGGGUGGUAGCGAGUGCACAUAAUCUAAUCCAAUUAUUUUUUCACUAUUAUUCUCGCUACUACGUGCACUAUUAUUAUUAUUAUUAUUAUUAUUAUUAUUAUUAU